UUGACAUCUAUAAAAAGCCUUGCUCCUUGGUGUUGCAUUUCAAGAAAGUGUAUCUGUCACACUGUGACCAAAUGAAAUCUUCAUUCUUUUCCGUAUUAUUUUUCUCUUUUGCUAUUCUCUGCUGCUCUGCACCUUUUGGAGCUGAAGCAUGGUUGAAGCCCAAAAUACCCAUCUCUUCUCUCAUCACAAAAACUCUUUUUGACUCAUUUUUCCUACACAAAGAUGACACUGCAUGCCCUGCAAAAGACUUCUACACCUACCACUCCUUCAUUCUUGCAUCAAAAUCCUUCCCUGCAUUUGGUACCACUGGUUGUUUAGCCACGCGCAAGCGUGAGAUUGCUGCGUUUCUCGCUCAGAUUUCCCAUGAAACCACCGGUGGGUGGGCCACCGCACCCGAUGGCCCAUUUGCUUGGGGCUUGUGCUUCAAGGAAGAAAUUAGUCCUCAGAGUAAUUACUGUGAUUCCACUAACACUCAAUGGCCAUGCUUCCCUGCAAAAAGUUACAAGGGAAGAGGACCGAUUCAACUUUCUUGGAACUACAACUAUGGACCGGCAGGGAAGGCGUUGGGAUUUGAUGGGUUGAGGAAUCCGGACAUCGUGGCGAACAAUUCCGUGAUAGCCUUCAAAACUGGGCUCUGGUUUUGGAUGACAGAGCAAAAGCCAAAACCUUCUUGCCACGACGUGAUGGUUGGGAAAUACCUGCCUACAGAAGCUGACAUAGCGGCUAAUCGAACAUCUGGUUAUGGCUUGGUCACUAACAUAAUCAACGGUAAACUUGAAUGUGGGAUUCCUGAUGAUGCAAGAGUCAAUGAUCGGAUUGGUUUUUUCCAAAGAUAUACAAAGCUGUUCAACGUCGACACUGGACCUAACUUGGAUUGUGCAUAUCAGCAACCCUUCUAACUCUCACGUUAUCUUUUUUUUUUUUUUUUUCCAUUGAUUUGUUUGUCUUGCAAGAAUUUAAUAAUGUAUUGAAAGAAAGCAUCUACAACCUCCUUCAUGGAAUUUUCCUA
Messenger RNA from Vigna radiata var. radiata (mung bean), 1009 nucleotides. RefSeq names its product chitinase 10. The transcript has 2 exons. NCBI's taxonomy places the organism in Eukaryota, Viridiplantae, Streptophyta, Magnoliopsida, Fabales, Fabaceae. Gene Ontology annotation, biological process: carbohydrate metabolic process; cell wall macromolecule catabolic process; chitin catabolic process. Gene Ontology annotation, molecular function: chitinase activity. The record is from RefSeq and is a predicted model, not a curated record. Bases 72 to 899 code for a protein of 275 amino acids.